AAGACCGUUGCUGCGUGCCUGCUUUGUUGACAUCCGGUUAUAAUACACAACUUUUUCGACUUUCCCGGCUGAAACAUUCAUUUAAAUGGCUUCAGGUUACCGAAAACCAACCUCUUCGUCUGGUCCAAGGAAAAAGGCAGUUCCCAAAAUGGAACUGAACGAGGAACAAAAGCAAGAAAUUAAAGAAGCUUUCGACCUCUUCGACACAGAUGGCACUGGAACAAUAGAUGUGAAAGAGCUGAAGGUGGGCUCCUGGUCUAAUAGAGAUGGCAGGACGUGUUUGUCUGAAAUGAUCGACGAGGCAGACCAGGACGGCGACGGUGAGAUCAACGAGAUGGAUUUCAUGAAGAUAAUGAAGAAGACCAAUCUUUACUGAGCGUGUUACGGCCUUCCUCUGAGAUUCACUUUUGAGUCUAAAACCCUUUUUACAGAAGCUCUUUUUCUCGGGACAGAUUUGUGUAGUUUGUGAAUAAAUAUUUUAACAUACUGUAUCUUUGCACAGCUUUUUCUACAAUGCAAGGCAAUAAAAUGUAUUUCAAAACAUGUU
Notothenia coriiceps (black rockcod) is the source of this 547-nucleotide messenger RNA. Its product is annotated as centrin-1-like. Lineage: Eukaryota; Metazoa; Chordata; Actinopteri; Perciformes; Nototheniidae. Gene Ontology annotation, molecular function: calcium ion binding. The record is from RefSeq and is a predicted model, not a curated record. The transcript is spliced from 3 exons. Bases 86 to 376 code for a protein of 96 amino acids.